Molecule: messenger RNA, 1011 nt
Organism: Brassica napus (rape)
Lineage: Eukaryota; Viridiplantae; Streptophyta; Magnoliopsida; Brassicales; Brassicaceae
Product: transcription repressor OFP1
Exons: 1
Coding region: 204-977 (257 amino acids)
Biological process (GO): negative regulation of DNA-templated transcription
Molecular function (GO): DNA binding
Source: RefSeq, a predicted model, not a curated record
UGAAAGGCGAACAUAAUCUAACACAAAAUCAAGAAAAAAUGGAGAGAGAGAAUCCCAUUCUCACCUAUACCUUUUAUAACUUGCACGUUUUGUGGAUCCCACACGUACUCACUCUCCCACCCUAUUAUAUAAUCUCCACCUCCUGAGACUCUCAUUUUUACAUCUCAAAACCACCAUUUUACAGAAUAAGAAGAAAAAAAGAGAUGGGUAAUUAUCGGUUUAAGCUAUCGGAAUUAGUCCCUAACGCAUGGUUUUACAAACUGAGAGACAUGGGGAAAUCAAGGAAAAAGCAACAUAACAGCACGGUGUCUCUUUCUCCCAUCAAGAAACACCAGCCAGUUCCUACUCCUACUCCUACCACAGCACGCAGUCCUAGACUUCCUCUUCGUCGCUCGUCUUCUUACUAUGCAAGGCCCAGAAAGUCUGUCCGCAACCGCGCCACGACCGUCUCCUCUGCUCCUCCGAAGCAAGUCACCGAGUUUCGCUCUGAUCAACUACUCAUCCCUGAGGAGAGCUCCUCGCACAGCCCUUGCAGCAGCUGCGUUAGCUCCAAAGCCGCAACCCUUACGCCCCCUCCGGAACUCGAUCUCCAUCCGAUCAUCACCAAACCCACCACCACCGUGCGCAAAACGGCUGUGAGUACUUCUCCCGCGGGUGUGAGACUUAGACUGCGCUCGCCAAGGAUCUCCACGAGGAAAACUGCGAGCAGCGGCGGCGCACAGAUAACCGGCACAUCGGCGACUGCGAGUUCGCGGCGGAGCAGGGCGGUGGUGAAGGCGUCGGUAGACCCGAGGAGAGAUUUUAAGGAGUCGAUGGAAGAGAUGAUCGCGGAGAACAAGAUAAGAGAGUCCAAGGAUCUAGAGGAGCUUCUAGCUUGCUAUCUCUGUCUCAAUUCUGACGAGUAUCACCAUAUUAUCAUCAAUGUCUUCAAGCAAAUCUGGCUUGAUCUUAAUCUUUCACCCCAUCUAUCUUUAUAAACAAUGACCAAAUAUUAUUUAUCUUCUUUACCCA